AGUGCUUGCUGGAGGCGCUCCUGGUUCGUCCCGCAGCAGCUGGGCGCAUCAUGGAGCACGUGACGGAGGGAUCCUGGGAGUCGCUGCCGGUGCCGCUGCACCCGCGAGUGCUGGGUGUGCUGCGGCAGCUGGGCUUCCCGUACAUGACGCCGGUGCAGUCCGCCACCAUCCCUCUGUUCCUGAAAAAUAAAGACGUUGCAGCUGAAGCGGUCACAGGCAGUGGGAAGACACUCGCUUUCGUCAUCCCCAUCCUGGAGAUUCUCCUGAGGAGGGAAGAGAAGUUGAAAAAGAACCAGGUUGGAGCCAUAAUCAUCACACCCACUCGAGAGCUGGCUAUUCAAAUAGACGAGGUGCUGUCGCAUUUCACGAAGCCCUUCCCCCAGUUCAGCCAGAUUCUCUGGAUCGGAGGCAGGAAUCCUGGAGAAGAUGUUGCUGCAAGGUUUAAGGAACGAGGUGGGAAUAUCGUCGUGGCGACGCCAGGCCGCUUGGAGGACAUGUUCCGGAGGAAGGCUGAGGGCUUGGACCUGGCCAGCUGUGUGAGGGCUCUGGACGUCCUGGUGUUGGACGAAGCGGACAGACUUCUGGACAUGGGCUUUGAGGCAAGCAUAAACACCAUCCUGGAGCUUUUGCCAAAGCAGAGGCGAACGGGGCUUUUUUCCGCCACACAGACCCAGGAAGUGGAGAACCUGGUGCGAGCAGGCCUCCGGAACCCUGUUCGGAUCUCGGUGAAGGAGAAGGGGGUAGCAGCCAGCAGCACCCAGAAAACCCCGUCCCGCCUGGAGAACCACUACAUGGUAUGUAAGGCCCAUGAGAAAUUUAAUCAGCUGGUACAUUUUCUUCGAAGUCAUAAGCAGGAAAAGCACCUGGUCUUCUUCAGCACCUGCGCCUGCGUGGAGUACUACGGGAAGGCCCUGGAGGCGCUGGUGAAGGGCGUGAAGGUCAUGUGCAUUCAUGGCAAGAUGAAGUACAAACGCAACAAGAUCUUCAUGGACUUCCGCAAAUUGCAGAGCGGAAUUUUAGUUUGCACUGACGUGAUGGCCCGGGGAAUAGACAUUCCCGAAGUCAACUGGGUUUUGCAGUACGACCCUCCCAGCAAUGCAAGUGCUUUCGUGCACCGCUGUGGCCGCACAGCCCGCAUCGGCCACGGCGGCAGUGCGCUCGUGUUCCUCCUCCCCAUGGAAGAGUCAUACAUCACCUUCCUGGCAAUUAACCAAAAAUGCCCCCUGCAGGAGAUGAAACUCCAGAAACACACAGUGGACCUGCUUCCAAAGCUCAAGGCCAUGGCCCUGGCCGACAGAGCUGUGUUCCAAAAGGGCAUGAAAGCUUUUGUGUCGUACGUCCAGGCUUACGCGAAGCACGAGUGCAGCCUCAUCUUCAGAUUAAAGGACCUUGAUUUUGCUAGUCUCGCUCGAGGUUUUGCUCUGCUGAGGAUGCCCAAGAUGCCAGAGCUGAGAGGAAAGCAGUUUCCAGAUUUUGUGCCUGUGGACAUUAACACAGACACCAUUCCAUUUAAAGACAAAAUUAGAGAAAAGCAGAGGCAGAAACUGCUGCAGCAACAAAGAAAAGAGAAAACAGAGAAUGAAAGGAGAAGAAAAUUCAUAAAAACUAAAGCUUGGUCAAAGCAGAAGGCCAAAAAGGAAAAGAAGAAGAAAAUGAACGAUAAAAGGAAGAGGGAAGAGGGUUCCGAUAUCGAAGAUGAGGACAUGGAAGAACUUCUUAAUGACACAAGGCUCUUGAAAAAGUUUAAGAAAGGCAAAAUCACUGAAGAAGAAUUUGAGAAGGGGUUGCUGACAAGUGGCAAAAGGUCAAUGAAGACAGAGGUUGGGCUCUCCGAUCUGGGAGAGGAUUGCUGAUCUGGUGCCCCAGGUGAGAUGCACAAGCAGGCCCCACAUGCGGCCACUCACAUUUGCUUUCACUGAGCGUCAGACUUGGCGACAUGCACGCAGCGUCCCAUCUCUGAAAGCUGUCGCUUCAGACUGGGGAGACAUGAGUGGGGGUUCACACUCAUGAAUAUUUCACUAAAUACAUACCAGCCUUGAAGAUGUCCAACGGAAGGAAAUGUAAAAUCAUUUGAGUGUAAAGAAUAAUGUCGGUAUUUAUUUCCACGGGUCACCUGUGAUAGAGAGCUCAUUUUUCCGGGGCUAUUUUAUACUUAGUUUUUAACAUCCAGAUGCUAAAGUAUACUCGAUUGUGGGCUGUUGAAAGUUCCUUAGUGUUCUUAGGCACCUGGCCUCCCCGUGAGUCCUUACCCCUGGACUUAGGUAUCUCUCGGAUGCGCUGCACAGAACACCUGGACAGGUAAUGAGGCUGGGAUUUCCUUUUCUAAGGCUAGUCCCUAGUACUAUUGUAUUGGGGAGUAUCUGAAGAAACAGGAAGCAAGUCGUGUUCUGGGAAAGAAAAUUGUUCUGCCUUCUGUUGAAUAAACCGUAUUUUCUUCUAAUCA
This is a messenger RNA of Hipposideros armiger (great roundleaf bat), 2443 nucleotides long. It is a transcript of the gene DDX55, whose product is annotated as DEAD-box helicase 55. The record is from RefSeq and is a predicted model, not a curated record. Lineage: Eukaryota; Metazoa; Chordata; Mammalia; Chiroptera; Hipposideridae. Gene Ontology annotation, molecular function: ATP binding; nucleic acid binding.